Molecule: messenger RNA, 789 nt
Organism: Ictalurus furcatus (blue catfish)
Lineage: Eukaryota; Metazoa; Chordata; Actinopteri; Siluriformes; Ictaluridae
Product: signal-regulatory protein beta-2-like
Exons: 3
Coding region: 1-789 (262 amino acids)
Biological process (GO): response to bacterium
Source: RefSeq, a predicted model, not a curated record
AUGGUUGUGAUUUCAAUUAGUUUAAAAUUUCACCCAUUGUUUCUUGAUGCAUUGUAUCUCAUUUUGAAUUCUUUUCUAACUCCAGCCCAAGCUGUGGAUAUUUCUGGACCAUCAUUUAUCCCUAUGAAGGCGGGAGAAAAUAUUACUCUUAACUGCCCAUUUGUGGCGGGUCAGGGUGUGUUAAAUAUUGUCAUUUGGUACAAACAAAUAUUUGGAGAGAUGCCUAAAAAAGUGGGUGAAAGAUCAUCAUAUACAGAUGUCAAAAUCAGCCCAGAGUUCAAGACAUCAGGAUUUAAAAUGGAGGCAACUGAUCACAGCUUUUCCCUGAAAAUUUCACAUGUAAAGAAAGAACACCAAGGUCUUUACUACUGUGUAGAAUUUAGCUGGGAUAAUGUGUCACUAUCCAGAGGAAUGCUCUUGGCUGUAACAGAUGACAGAGAUGUAAAAGUGUCAGUGGUCCAGAGCGGCGUGUCGGACUCGGUUCCUGCAGGAGCGUCAGUGACUCUGCAGUGCUCGGUUCUCUCUGAGAGCAGAUCAGCAGUACUCCAAGUGCUCUGGUUCAGAGCUGCUCCACCACAAUCCCAUCCUCAAAUCAUUUACACUCAUCACAACAGCAGCCAUCAGUGUGAGAGCGGCUCUUCUACACACACCUGUGUGUACAACUUCUCCAAGAACAUCCUCAGCCUCAAUGAUACUGGAACUUACUACUGCGCUGUGGCCGUGUGUGGGAAGAUCAUUUUUGGGAACGGAACCCGAGUAGAAUUGGAGAAUGUACCAGAAAUUGGUUAG